This is a messenger RNA of Trichosporon asahii var. asahii CBS 2479, 1233 nucleotides long. Its product is annotated as chromosome condensation-related protein. Bases 1 to 1233 code for a protein of 410 amino acids. Lineage: Eukaryota; Fungi; Basidiomycota; Tremellomycetes; Trichosporonales; Trichosporonaceae. Gene Ontology annotation, molecular function: zinc ion binding; SUMO ligase activity. Gene Ontology annotation, biological process: protein sumoylation. The record is from RefSeq and is a predicted model, not a curated record. The transcript has a single exon.
AUGGCGCCGCAGCCUGGCGCCCCGCCAGUCACGAACCGCAGCAUCCCCAUCGAGUACCCGACCAACCCCGACUGCAUGGUCGACGAUCACAUGGUUCCGUUUAAGGAGCGCGGACUUCGUGGCAAGGCAGGCAGCGCCCCUCCUCUGGACCUCGACAAGGGAUCCCGUGGUCUCGUCCGCAUUCCAGGCCGUAUGGGAAGCCUGAUCAUGGGGCACAAUGGACCAACGGUGGGGAAGAAGAAGGAAAUGUCGAAAAAGUUUUGGUUCCAGAUGGUGUACUGCGAGUGGAGCUCUAUGGACGACCUCCUCGCCCGUCUACAGGCUCUGCAGCCGACGCGUGCCGAGGACGAGUUGGCAAAGCUCAGGCGGCGAGCCGCAGAGGACGACGAUAUCGAGGUGGGAACGUCAACACUGUCUCUGAAGGACCCGCUCUCUGGUAUGCGCAUCACCAAACCCGUUCGCUCCUCCAAGUGCACCCACCUGCAGUGCUUUGACGCGCGCUGGUGGCUUGAGUCGAACAGGAGCCACCCCCAGUGGCUUUGCCCGCACUGCAGCAAGGAGCUCAAAUUCGACGAGGUCAUCUGCGACGGCUACUUCCUCAGCAUUCUGAACGCGGUUCCCGACUCGUACGACGAAGUGGUGCUCGAGUCUAACGGAGACUGGCACACGGCCGACGAAAAGUAUGGCGGCGCGGAGUGGAUGGCUGCGAACGGAAGCGCACCUCCUCCGGCCGUCACGACGCCCGUCGUCGAGGAAAAGCCAGUCAUCAAGCGCAGCCGCUCCGCCAGUUCCGACCCUGCCGAUCGCAGCAAGAGGCGUGCGAUCGAGAUUCUCUCCGAUAGCGACGACGAGCCUGCACCCAAGGCGGUGAACGGCCACGCUAACGGCGCCGUCAGCGUCAGCGCCGCGGCGACCCCGACAUCGGCGCGCUCCACAGCCCCUCCCCAGUUGGCCGUCAUCGACCUGACGCUCUCAGACUCGGACGACGACGACGAGCCUGCGCCGCAUUUUCCCAGGCCGGGCGGGUCAUCCACGAGUCUCGGCGUCGCAGGCUCGGGAGCUCGUCCGGCGACAGUUAACAAGCUGCCCUCAGCCCGCGACGUGCCCGUGUAUGCCCAGGGCCUGCCCGCCCAUGUCCACCUCCCCCAGCCCAUCUACUCGCCCAAGACGGUGGCGCAGCCCUAUAACGCCCCCCUGCAACGGAACGACGUCCCUCCGCCCAACAAGAGGUAG